Messenger RNA from Penicillium angulare, 576 nucleotides. RefSeq names its product S-(hydroxymethyl)glutathione synthase. The record is from RefSeq and is a predicted model, not a curated record. The transcript has 2 exons. Gene Ontology annotation, molecular function: zinc ion binding; S-(hydroxymethyl)glutathione synthase activity. Gene Ontology annotation, biological process: formaldehyde catabolic process. NCBI's taxonomy places the organism in Eukaryota, Fungi, Ascomycota, Eurotiomycetes, Eurotiales, Aspergillaceae. Bases 1 to 576 code for a protein of 191 amino acids.
AUGGCACCUUCUAUCCACCCUCUUAUCGACAACGGCCUUACCAAGGGAGACCCCAGCUUUGCUGGAGGCUCUCUGCACUGCCGCUGCGCAUCCAACCAAGUCGUUGUUUCUUUGAAGGGCAACAUUGCACACAACCACGCCUGCGGCUGCUCCAAGUGCUGGAAGCCUGCCGGUGCCCUUUUCUCAGUUGUCGGUGUUAUACCUCGUGACCAGGUCAAGGUUGAGGCCAACGAGUCUAAGCUUCACGUCGUCGAUUCCUCUGCUGUGAUCCAACGCCACGCAUGCAAGGAAUGCGGAGCCCACCUGUACGGUAGAAUUGAGCGCGAACACCCUUUCCACGGCCUAGACUUUGUGCACGCUGAGUUGUCUGAUCAGAAGGGCUGGCAAGAGCCCCAGUUCGCUGGCUUUGUUUCAUCAAUCAUUGAACAAGGCUACAACCCCGAGGGAAUGGAUGCUGUUCGUGCUAAGUUCAAGUCUGCUGGACUGGAGACCUACGACGCUCUUUCACCCCCUCUUAUGGACCUGAUUGCCACAUUCACUGCCAAGAAGGCUGGUGUGACCUUUGCCAACCUGUAA